Molecule: messenger RNA, 4322 nt
Organism: Equus caballus (horse)
Lineage: Eukaryota; Metazoa; Chordata; Mammalia; Perissodactyla; Equidae
Gene: TMEM72
Product: transmembrane protein 72
Source: RefSeq, a predicted model, not a curated record
UCUUCCAAGGUAAUGAUUAAGCUGAGCGCCAGGCAAGGGCACGGUCGCCCAAGCAAGGAAGGUGAGCCCUAUUCACACCUCAGCCAGGCUGUGGUGGCCCGGACUGUUUGGGAAGGCAGGGCCCCCAGGCACGGGGGCCUGGAGCUGGCAGCCACAGCCUCCCCCUGCACAUAGGCUUCCAGGAGCAUCUCGGGCCAGAGCCUCUACUGCCCACCCUGCUGGGACCCUCUCCUUGACCCGGGCACCAUGAAACUGCAGGUGUUCUGGACCGGGCUGGAAUACACCUGCCGGCUCCUAGGCAUCGCCACUGCUGCUGUGUUGAUCGGCGUGGGCACUGAGACCUUCAUCCAGGGGCAAUUCAAAAGCCUGGCUUUCUAUCUACUGUCGAUAGGAGCUGCCAUCUCCGUGUGCGAAGGGGCCUACUUUGUGGCUCAGCUUCUGGCCAUCUGCUUCCAGUGUCAGCCAGGGUCCCUGGCCUACAGAGCAAGGGAGAACGCCUGCUGGCUGGGCUGCUUCCAGAAGUUCCUGGCCUACAUACUGCUGUCCGUGGCCUGCUUUCUCCACCCUGUUCUGGUCUGGCAUGUGACCAUCCCAGGCUCCAUGCUCAUCAUCACUGGUCUGGCCUACUUCCUGCUGAGCAAGAGGAAGAAGAGCAAAGCUGCCCCCAAGGUGCUGGCCUCCCCAGAGCAGUACACAGACCCCUCCAGCAGUGCCACGAGCACCACUGGCUCUGGGGACACCGAACAAACCUAUACCUUCCACGGGGCCCUCAAGGAGGGGCCUGGCUCCCUCUUCAUCCACAUGAAGAGCAUCCUGAAGCGGACCAAGAAGCCCAACACCUUCCAGCGCCCAGACACCCUGACGGAGCUGACUCUGGAGCCAGCUGACUCGCUGGCCAAGAAGAAGCAGGUACACUUUGAAGACAGUGUGGUCAGAAUCAUCCCGUCCCUUGCUGAAGGCCUGGAUGAUGGGGACAGCGAGCCAGAGGAGACCACCUCUGACACCACCCCCAUCAUCCCUCCCCACCAGGCCCCACUCUUCCUGCCUUCUCUCACGGGCACUGGCUUAUUCUGAGCUCAAGUUCAAGCCUGGGGGAUGCUCAGAGAGGGGUCUGCAUAGACUGAUGCUCCUGCCUGGAGUUUCCUGAGAUCCAAGUGCCCUCCAGGGAGCUCAGGGUCUUCACAGGUCAGCUCUUUAAGAAAUGACCAGACAUCCCCAUGGCGGCUGGACCUCUGGGCCAUUGAGCAGCAUGACAGGUCCUGCAGAGGCCUUCAGGGAGACACAAAUGAAGCUCAUGCUGCCUCAAGCCAGUACAGCUUCCUCCCUCCUGGACAAAGAGUGGUGAAAUCCUUGUGCUUUCCCCAAAAGAGGCCAUCACUCCCAUUUCACACAAGGCUGCCUCACCCCCAGGAGGAGCCAUCAGGCCUCUGGCUCCUGACACAGGGUCCAGCACUCAGCAAGGACUCAUGGCCAGCCCAUCUCUGAUGCAACAUUCCAGCUCUGAAGGCCCAGGGAUGCGUUGGUAACUUAAGCAUCUCAAAGGCAGGUGUCAACAGUGGGCGGGGUCCCAACCCCCAAGCGAGAUUGCCCAGGAUAGGGAGGAAAGGCAAAGCUGAAGCCCUCAGGGUGGAGCAGUGCCCAGUGAGCGAGCAGCAGGCUGCAUUCUUUGCCUGCUCUGGGGCUGGCGCUGAGCAGCAGGAGUUACAGAGUCGCUCAGGGAAACAAUGCUGCUCUGUGCUCACUUCAGGAAAGCCGGGCCAAAUGAGUGAUGCUCAUUCCAGAAGCAUUGCUGAGGGCUCCCUGAACCCCACCACAUGGACUUCUCCAAGAUUCCAAGUAGAUGAUGUAAACUAAAAGAUCCUGAAAGCCGAUGACAAUCUUCAGCAGUGAAUGCCAUGGCACAGCACACAGUGCUUGCUGUGUGCAGGAACCAUGGAGGCGGUGCCCUGAGACUCACACAGCACAGAGAAGUGGCUCUGCCACACUUUGGUGCCUGGUAGCAGAAUGAGUGAUAAAUACAUGUUUGUUCAAAAUGAGUGGGAGGGAGGGAAGAGGAGAAAAAGAGGGAGGAUUGGAGGAAAAUGGCCAGGCAGGCUAGCUUUCUCCCACAGGGCUAUGGAAGUGACAGUUAACCUAGAAUGAACAAAGAAAUAUGAAUCAUAUAGUUCUUAGCUAAAAAAUUUACAAUAUGGUUUUUAUUUCUAAAAAGUGUCCUUUGUUCCACAGGAUUGUUGCACGGAAGAUCAGACACAUCAUUUUUCAUAGGCAAUCUUAAUUACUGAGCAGUCUGAAGAAACAGUUAUGUGGCUCCCCAGCUCGUGUGUGUGAGCAAACCCCUGGGUUCUGUAGAGCAAGGCUGAAAAGACAUGAUUUAAGGUCUAGAUAAGAAAUGUGCGUUCGUCUUGCACACUUUUCAACAUCCCCUACCAGUUAUUUUGCAAAGGUAUGAAAAUAACAGCCAACCCGAAGCUAGUAUCAGUUUGGUGGCUAAAUGCAGCAGGUGUCCCAAAUAAACAGACUUCUUCCUGAAAUAACCUAGUUCUUCUCUGAAACCGAGUGAGAAAAGGCAAAUGAAUGCAUUCCCAUAAGCCCUCCAUGGUGGAAGCAAUAGAACUGUUUCUUUAGCUGCCACCAAGGAGGGACUUCAGGAUCUGAGAGUCACAGUCGAGGGAGAGUGAAUAAUACAGAAAGUGGGUAUGGGUAGGCGCCGAUCGCGUCCAAUUCCUUAUGGGCCAGGUGCCCAGGCAGGCCCCCUGCACACAGGAGCCCAAGUGGGGAGGAGCCAGGGGUCCUGUACCUGUCAUGAGUGGGAGGGGAAUGUGAUGGGCACAGACACCCUCAUGGCACAGGUGAGGCAGGCCUCUGGGGAACCCGACACUGCGGCUCUGCUCUCAGAGCCCAAGCCAGCAGAGCUGGUUGGAUGACCAGAUCGCAAGAAGCAAACCCGAAAGUGUAACGUCAAAGCUGUCAGAUCCCAUUUAAUAUACACUUCUGUAAACCCAACUGUUAGAUCAUCGUCUUGGAUGCAUCUUAGAGGUGAGGUGGGCAUUGGGAGCUCCAGGUGAUAUGAAGUGCAUGUGAUCCUGAGACAUCUGGGCUUCCUGGUGCCUGAACUAAGUUCAGGGCACCUGCUGUUUAUGUAUGCAGCGUCAGAGGCUCAGACAAUUACGAUCUUACCUAGCUUAGCAAAGGAAAGCCCUCAAACACUCUUAUUGCUGCCCCUUACCCCAAAAACAACUGGGAUGAGAUCAUUGACUAGACCAGAACCCUCACCUCCGACAGUGGACCAGGCAAAAAGAGGCACCUCCCAUUAAGCAGAUGAACACCAUGCGUCUCCACUUGAUUCGUAGCCCGAGACACUCUAUAGCUGCAUCCUUAUCCACUGCUGUCCCUGCAAAGAAGCUGUAAGAGCCCUCAUUCUUGCCAAGAAACAAAAGCCAGAAGGGCUGACCCGUUGUGGCCCGCCUCCCUUUCUCAGCAGAAAGCAGAGCAGAUACUUUGCAGAUGUAGAAAAAAGCGAUUAGAAGUAGAAAGACGAAUCAUUAAACAUGCCACUAACACGUUGAGUGAUCUUGGCCAAACCCCUUCACCUCUCUGGUCUCAGGUUCCCCUAGUAAGUGCGAAUAACAGCACUUCUCUCAGGACUGGUACAAUGACCUCAACCAAGAGAGAUGGGGAAAGUGCUCUUCAGAUUACAAAUCACCCACAUCAUUGUGACUGAAUGUUCCUAUGACCAUGGGGGUCUCAUGGUGAGGACGCCCCAAAGCAAGGAAGCACUGAGGAAACGCUACCAAGACUUGUCUGUGGGGCAAAGCCAAUGUUGGUCCAAGAGCUCCUUUCUCAACUCCAGAUUCCAGUGGGAAGGGUGCAGCCACCACCCUCCAGAUUAGAGAGAGAGCCGUAGUGGACCCCAAUCAUGAGGAGCCAUGCCCUGGAGGUCACCCAGGGUGUCCAAUCUCUCUCCCACCAAUCCUAAGGGAUUUUUUAUUUUAGUUUUUAAAAUGUCUUUAUUGAGAUAUAGCUCAAAUAUAAAAUUGAACAAUUUAAACGGUUUUUAGUGUAUUCAUAAUCAAGUUCACCACAAUCAAAGUUCACAUUAUUUUUCAUCAACCCCCCAAAAAACCCAUUAGCAAUCAUUCCCCACUCCAUCCCACACCCACACUAAGCAACCGCUAGUCUAUUCUCUGUCUUUUUAGAUUUUCCUUUUCUAUACAUUUCAUAUAAAUGGAAUCAUAUAAAAUGUGGUCUGCCACGACUUGCUUUGUUCACUUAGCACAAUUUUUCAAGGUUCAUCCUUGAAACAUGUGUCUUUAUUUCAUUCU